Messenger RNA from Mizuhopecten yessoensis (Yesso scallop), 975 nucleotides. RefSeq lists its product as uncharacterized. Gene Ontology annotation, molecular function: nucleic acid binding. The transcript has 2 exons. The record is from RefSeq and is a predicted model, not a curated record. Gene Ontology annotation, biological process: DNA integration. Lineage: Eukaryota; Metazoa; Mollusca; Bivalvia; Pectinida; Pectinidae. Bases 1 to 975 code for a protein of 324 amino acids.
AUGAGCAGACUGAUGAAGGAACUGUGUGCCAUUAACGGAAUGGAGAAGUCUAAUACAACACCUUACCAUCCCAUGGGAAACGGGCUUUGCGAAAGGUUCAAUCGUAUGCUCCUUGGUAUGUUGGGAACAUUAUCCGAAGAUAAGAAGCAGAAUUGGAAAUAUCACGUCGGUCCCCUUGUUCAUGCCUAUUGUACCCGGCAGGAAUCGACUGGCUUCACACCAUAUUUUCUCAUGUUUGGGCGAAAUCUAAGAUUACCAGUAGACCGAGCCUUCGGGGUGGACAACACCGGAGUUUCAUCAGAGUCGUUGACGACUUAUGUUGAUUCCCUGAAGGAUAAACUCUCCAAUGUCUAUGAACUGGCUUCAGCAUUCUCGCAACGAAAGAAGAUGAGACAGAAGGAUGUGUAUGACUCGAAGAUCGUCGCUUUCGAUGGAAAGCACAAGCUCUCUGACAAGUGGGAGGAACAUCCUUACAUAGUCAUCACCAAGCCAAACCCAGAUGUACCAGUGUAUGAAGUUAAGAGGGAAGAUGGAGAGGGAAGGUCGAAGACGUUUCAUCGAAAUCUACUUCUUCCAAUUAGCUAUCUACGUGGACGAUCAGACAAACCAGUACCAAGGCCUCGAAGACCAAGGAAACCUCCGACUACACCUGUCACGCAAGACGAGGACAACGUCAAUGUAGCAGAGACAUUCUCGACAGACGAGAUAAUAGUAGUUUUGGAAUGUGGAGUUCAUGACGACAAAUCCGGGCCCAGAACUGACUGCCAAGAUGAGUCUGAGCAGGCAGAUGAGGAGGAAGAAGAGGACGCUCUUCAGGAUGAUUCAUCUACUGCGACGGGAGGUGAUGAAGACAAUAACCAGGACACAGAUUGUGAUAUCCGAGAGGGCGUUUCAACUGGGCCACGACGGUCACAGAGAGAGAUAGAGAGGGAGAAGAAAACCAUCUUGGAUGAACAGCAAUGCAUACCAGUUUAG